This is a messenger RNA of Ostrea edulis (European flat oyster), 1697 nucleotides long. Its product is annotated as proton-coupled folate transporter-like. Gene Ontology annotation, cellular component: membrane. The transcript has 4 exons. Bases 1 to 1422 code for a protein of 473 amino acids. The record is from RefSeq and is a predicted model, not a curated record. NCBI's taxonomy places the organism in Eukaryota, Metazoa, Mollusca, Bivalvia, Ostreida, Ostreidae. Gene Ontology annotation, biological process: transmembrane transport. Gene Ontology annotation, molecular function: transmembrane transporter activity.
AUGAUUUCUAACUCGGAAAUUCGAGAGGGCUACCUUCGAAUUUUCAUUCCAUUGUGUGCUGCGGAUUUAUUUUUAUUCUUCUCCGUGGUGAUGGCUAUGUACACUAGUUAUGAAUACGGACAUGAUGCAUUCUGGGACAUAGAAUUCCCCAAUAGGUCUAAAACUAUGUCCAACGAAAGUGGUCAGUCUAUAUGUGGUACGACGAAUGCGUCUGUGCAGGGGGAUCAGGAAGAGCAAAUUGUCCAAGCGGUUGUAUCGAAGUGGAACUUGUACAUCUCCAUAGCCCAGGGGGUGCCCCUGAUCUUCUCUAGUCUGUUUUUCUCCUCGCUGAGUGAUUUCUUUGGACGAAGACCAUUUCUUUUACUUGGAACGCUUGGUGUCUGCAUUAAAUAUUGCUUAAUGACUUUAGCUGUUAUUUUUCAAUGGAAUGUAUAUCUCUUCAUACUCUUCUCAUUUGUAGACUCUUUGUGCGGAAGUUGGGUGACUCAGCUUGCAAUUGCCAUGUCUAUUCUCUCAGACUUAACAGCUUCGGGAAAAAGCAGAUCCUUUUUUAUUGCGGUGUUCAGCUUCGUAUUUGGCUUAGGGUUUUCUCUAGGGUCAUUUCUAUCAGGUUACAUGGUGACGCUUUUGGGGUAUGAUUACUCUAUGGCCAUAGCCUGUGGAUUGUCUGCCAUAGCAUUUAUCAUCACGUGCUUUAUCCCUGAGACGCUAUCCAAUUCACAAAGAAAGCAGAAUUUCUCUUGUAUGGGGAAUGUGAAAGAAAUUUUUAGAUUUUACAUGAAAAAAGAUCCAACUUAUGCAGGUUUUACUCGUUGGAAGUUUAUCACGUUAAUUCUGUCCUUCACUUUAAUAAUGAUGAGUAGGCUCGGCAGUUCCGCAUUUGAAACAUUUUACUUACUAGACUCGCCGUUUUGCUUCAGCCCAGAAAAAAUAAGUAUAUUUGAAACGGCAAGAACGUGUAUUUCUGAAAUUAUGAUUUUAGCCUUUAUCAAACUAAUGCAAAGAUGUCUCAGAGAUGAAGUCAUUGCCUUCCUAGGCUCAAUAUCCUCUGUGGCUCUGUUUAUAGUGUUUGGAAUAGCGCCAUCAACAACGUUUUUGUACAUAGCGGUGAUCAUUGGCAGUAUAGGGAUGUGUUCUAUACCACUCAUCAGAGGAAUUCUUUCAAAGAUGACCCCUAUUCACAACCAAGGUGUUCUAUUCGGUGGGAUAGCUGUUGUGGAGAACAUUUGUAACCUAACGGGUUCCAUCAUUGGUAACGCCAUCUACUCGGAAACCGUGUCUUUCUACAAGGGAACAGCGUACCUCGUGUUUGCUGGGUUCCUGUUUGUAGCUAUGGUACUGUUAAUGUUCUUGAUGAAAGACACCCCACAGAACUAUAAUAGAAAAGGGACGGUCUCGUCCCAAACAGACCUGAUCAACUGAAUCAACAGACCUGAUCAACUAAAGAAAUGGGACUGGGUGGAUCAACUAAAGAAAUGGGACUGGGUGGAUCAACUAAAGAAAUGGGAAUGGAUUGAGCAACAUAUUAUUUAUAAAGCAACAUAUUUAUUUUCAUGUAUCCAAGUCAUACACAAUUAAACAUGUAAUUAAUUAUUGUACCGUUUACUUUCUUAAGGAAAACAAUAUCACAUAUUAAUAAGGUAACAGUUGUAAGCUACAUACACCAUACCCAAAAGCAUAUUUUAAAAUAUUAUUAU